GCGACGGGGGAGAGGGCGGGGCGCUUCGCCUCUGCGUCCUCGCCUGGCUGCUGCCGCUGGGGGGGUGGAGGGAAGGAAGGGGGUAAAAAAGGGUUAAGAAACUUGGCUGAAGAGAUGAAUGGCACAGCGCGGAGCGGGGAGGGGCUGGGCUGCGCCGCGCCGCGCCGGGCGAGGGGGAAGGAGGGGAGGAUCACGGCUGCGGGUUAGGCUUUGAAAGUCAGCCUCGCAGGCAUUGCAGCAGAGCCCCGAACCGCGGAGGGGAGCGGCGCAGCGCGGCGCGGAGCUCUCCGUGUACGUGUGUGGGGCCCGGGGCGGGCGGGGGAAGGCGGCGGCGGCGGCGGCGCCGCGGCUCGUUCUGUGCUCCAGCCGGGAGCUCCUCGCGCAGCCCUCCCCCCCCAGACACACACACUGCGUGUGGGGCCGCUGCUUUGCGGAGCUCUGCACGGGGGCUGGGGGCCGGCGCCCUCCGCGUCUCUCCUUGCGGGGCCGGGCAGCCGUGUGUGGCGCGGCGGGGGGCCGCGGGAGCCUCCCGCCGCGGCCGGCAGGCGCCGGGGGGACCGGGGCCGGCCGCGAGAUCAAGCAUGGAACUGUUUAGGAAGAAAAUUAACGCAUCCUUGGAGUCCUGAAGGAAGAGCCUCCCUGAUGGGACCACUUUCAAGAGUGGAGUGAAAAGUGGAUUCACAAAGUUCCAGCAUUGACACUUUCAAGGAAGUUUAUGUGCUUGAUGGAGAUGGAAAAAGAUGAAAAAAAGCUCGUUUUCUGGAGAAAGGUGAAGACAAAUAUUUCUUGGAACUUUAUUACCUUGGAACCAUGUUCUGAGUACUCCUCUUAGACAUCUUUCGUAAAUAUUCUCUAUGUCAACAGAGCGAUGUGAUUGAAAAUUUGUUUCAUCAAACUAUUUGCUGGAAGAAGUCUGCUUUGAAUGUAACACUUUGCAUUGUUUCAGUUUAUGAGAAAAAGCUGUAGACUUCUACAUGUUAUUUAUUAACUGCAUCUCAGUUGAGCUAAAGCAAUCUAGUCUUUGAAGUGAAUAGAAGCAGAGCCCUCUUGGAUACUCUUAUUGAACAUGACUCAUGGAGAAGAGCUUGGCUCUGAGAUGCACCAGGAUUCUGUUGUUCUAACUUACCUAGAGGGAUUACUAAUGCAUCAAGCAGCAGGAGGCUCAGGUACUGCCAUUGACAAAAAGUCCACUGGGCAUAGUGGAGACGAUCAAAACUUUAAGAUUUCUGGAAAUAUAUUUCCCAGCUGUCAAAGUAAUGGUCAAGUUCUUAACACAAAUACAUAUCAGGGAUCUGGCAUGCUGCAUCUCAAAAAAGCAAGACUGUUGCAGUCUUCUGAAGACUGGAAUGCAGCAAAGAGAAGGCGGUUGUCUGAUUCCAUUGUGGAUUUAAAUGGGAAAAAGGAAGCUUUGUUAGCUGGCAUGGUUGAAAAUGUGCCUAAAGGCAAACAGGAUAGCACAUUACUUGCCUCUUUGCUUCAGUCAUUCAGCUCUAGGCUGCAGAGUGUUGCUCUGUCACAACAGAUUAGGCAGAGCCUUAAGGAGCAAGGGUAUUCCCUUAGCCAUGAUUCUUUACAAGUGGAGAAAGAUUUAAGGUGCUAUGGAGUUGCAUCCAGUCACCUGAAGACUCUGCUGAAGAAGAGCAAAGCAAAAGACCAGAAGCUGGACAACAGCCUGCCCGAUAUAACAAAGAACCUGCCCAAAGAGAGGUUUAUAGAAUCUCCUCAUGCAGUACAGAGCGGACCGAAAGUGAUAAAUGAGCCACUGUCAUGUGCUGCAAGAUUACAAGCUGUUGCAAGCAUGGUAGAGAAACGAUCUAGUCCUGCAGCUUCACCUAAGCCCAGUGUAGCAUGCAGCCAGCUAGCUUUACUGCUUUCAAGUGAAGCUCAUUUGCAGCAGUACUCCAGGGAACAUGCUUUAAAAGCACAAAAUGCAAAUCAAAUAGCAAGUGAGAGACUUGCAGCUAUGGCCAGAUUACAAGAAAGUGCCCAGAAAGACAUUGGCCAAUUCACUCUAUCAAAAGGAAUGACAAGCCAUCUCAAUGGUCAAACGAGAUCAUCAACCAAAACGGUAUCUAGCAAAAGCAAUAUGGCACCAUUUCAGAGUUCCGCAGGAAUCAUGCAUUCACCUCCGAAAAACAUGGUAUACAAAAAUACGUUGGAAAGGAGUAACUUGAAAACCUCUCCCAGCAACAGCUUGCUUUUGCAUCUCCUGAAAAGCCAGAAUACCACCCAACAAGCAAAAGGGCAUGAACAGAGUGAGAGAGCCAGCAUUUUUGAAGACAGCAGCACACCAACUACUAUAGAUGAGUAUUCAGACAACAAUCGUAGUUUUACAGAAGAUGACAGCAGUGAUGAUGAAAGCUCACAUUCUAACUGUCUUCCUAUAGACUUAUCCUUUAAACAGAGGAUAGACAAACUGGAUGCAGGUCCACCUGCAUCACUGGAUAAUCUGACUCAAUCCUUGCUUCAUAACUGGGAUCCAAAAGUUCCUUGUCCAGAGAACAAGGAAGACAAAGACACUCCGAAGGCUUCUAAGUUGAAUCCCCAUCAGAAAGUAACAUUGCUUCAGUUGUUACUUGGGCAUCAGAGUGAAGAAAAGGUAGACAAAUGUAAUGACCCUCAGGGACCACACAGUGCGGCUGAUGUGGCAAAAUUCACUGUACAGACUGGUAAAAGGACUCCUGUUACUGACAGUCCCAGUACAAAUCGAAUGACUCCAUUAAGCACUCCACCUUUGCUUGCUUCUACAAAAGCAGACUCUCCUAUAAAUCUCUCGCAUCAGUCGUCUUUAGCCAUGAAGCGUAGCUCACCACCGUAUGCCUGCAGCAUCCAGACAGAUAGGCUGUUGAAUCCUGCAUCUAAACAUUUGAUAGACCUUUCUAAAAGCAAAGAAAUUCAAGGAGCUAAGCUGACCAGAAAUGAUAGCCCACAGAACUCUUCAGCUUUCAGUGCCAGCAAGCUGUUGCAGAAUCUCGCUCAGUGCGGCAUGCAGACUUCCAUGGCAAGCGAGGAACAAAGAACCAGCAAACAGCUGCUAGCGGUGAGCGCAGAGAAACCUGUAGGCUUGAUUGAUAGAUUGAACAGCCCUCUGCUUACGAAUAAAUUAAGCACACAUGAAGAAAAUAACAAAAUAUUCAGUUGUCAGCCUGCAUCCACUGAGCAAGGACUUCCAGGUUCAGAAAUAGAAAAUCUCCUUGAAAGGCGCACUGUCCUUCAGCUGCUUCUGGGCACUCCAAAUAAAGGUAAAAGUGAAAAGAAAGAGAAGGUGCUUUUAAGAGAUGAAAGUUCUCAAGGACAGACAGAUAAGGCUUUGAAUGAGCAAAUAUUGACAGUGAAAAUAAAAACUGAACCUUCUGAAGAAUCAAAUGUUCCUUACAAUUCAAAUGCACAACAAAUAAGAGAGUGCAAGGGUAACAAAUUUCAAGGAUUUGUUCAUUCACUGCAGAGAAACACAGCUGCUUCUCCAGCAUCUGAGGACUUGAAAUCUGAGCCUCUUUCACCUCAAGAUUUCUCUUUCUCCAAAAACGGCCUGCUAAGUAGAUUGCUGAGACAGAAUCAAGAUAGUUACCCUGCAGAUGAGCUGGACAGAAGUCACCGAAACAAUGAGCUGACACAUCUUGAAUCAAAGAGUCUUUGCACAGUACCGAAGAAGAGGAAACUUCAUGCUGAGCUUUCGGAAAGUCCGUUAAAAAAGAUGAAAAGUAAUGUGUCUGAUGCUGCAAACAAUCACGCUUCUCCGACAGAGGCACUCUAUGGGCCUUUGCUUAACCAGCAAGAACUGAAAUUCAGCAGAAGCGAUGUUGAAUUUAAAUAUGCUGUAGGUCAUGGUUCAAAUAAUGAAAGUGAAAAUAGGAGCUGGUCUAGAGAUAGUAAAGGCUUUAAUGUGUUGAAACAGCUGCUUCUGUCAGAAAACUGUGAGAGAGAUCUGUCACAACAUAGGAAUAACAUACUAACUGAGGGCAAGAAAAAAGGAAACAAGAACAAUGCAACAGUUAAUAAACCUGAAUUCAGCAUUUCUUCAGUAAAUGCAUUGAUGGGAAGUCCUGUGCAACCGAACAGUUGUGUAGAUCAUAGAACAUUUCCGUAUCCAGUAGCAGUAAAAAGUCCUGCCAGUUCCCCCUUCCCUGAACAUUUGGGGAGUACAGUAUCUAGACCUGAAUAUGACCAGUUUAGUGUGUGUCCCAUGCCCAGUGAAAAAGGUCCCAUCAGAUGGGUUAUCACAGGUAUGGACAAGAAUGAUUAUGAAAAAGAAUCUCCAAGACUGACCAAAACCAAUCCAAUAUUGUAUUACAUGUUACAGAAAGGUGGCAACUCUGUUAGUAGCCAAGAAGCACAUGACAAAGACAUUUGGAAUGAACCUUCAUUUACUGAUAGUUCAACCUGUGUUACAAUCAAAGAGGAGUUAACAUCCGAUGCAGAGCUUAAAAAUCCUUUUAAUAGCUUACGAAGCCCUUACAACAGCCAUAUGGGGAAUAAGACCUCUCAUCAGCAUGGUAUGAAUGGAGAAGUGCAUGGACUUUUGGAAAAAGUGCUAACAAUCAAAAAAGAGCCAGAAUAAAAUACAGCCUCCCAAUGAGUUUACAAUCAGUGGUUUUGAAUCUUUGUUUAAAAAAAAAGAAAAAGAAAAAGAAAAAAAUAAAAAUGAGUAUGAACUUCAAUACUGUAUAAAUUGAGCAUGAUUUGAGAAAAGCAUGGUCUAAUUGAAACAUUUUCAUUUGAUAAACUUUUUAUUUUUCUGGUGAUGUUAUUUAAAAUACAUGUAGAUAAAAAUUGCUUUAUAAUAGAUUGUCACAAGGAAACUAGAAAGGUUGUAAUUUGUAUGAGACAUUUCUGUAUGCAUCAGAUUAAGUUAUGAGUACUCUUUGAUCAGAGUCUUGGAUCUGCAAGUCUUUGGCAUAGCAAAAAGUGUAAGCGUACAGCCUAGGUGGUGGUAAUGCUGCGUUUCCUCCCUCCCCUGUAAAAUAAUCCUUUUUUGGGGAAGCCUAAGCAUAGAGACAGUGUACUUUUUUGAAUGUUUAAUAUGUUUUGUGAAAUUUUAAGAAUAACUUUUAAGAAAUGGAGCAGUCUGUCCAAGGUAUUAGCUUAUCAUAUUGGAAAAUCUAUGUCAGUGUUAGUAAUUAAAAUGCACUGAAAUGUAAUUUUUAGUGCUUCCAAAUUUUUUUAUUGUUGUUUUUAAAUCUCGUUUGUGGUCCUUCCAGAAUAGUGGUGUAAGAUCUUUUUUCCUUGCCCUGCUUUUGAGAAAUGCCUUCCUCAGAAUCCUUAGUUGUAGUUAUAAGUUCUUAGUUAUGAUUAAAAAUUUUCCUAGGUUUUUAUAUAAACAGUAGAUUUUCACAUACCAUGCAAGUACUACAGGAGUCAUUUGUUGGCGCAUUCCUGUACCUUCUUUGCUUAAAAGGGGAAAGUCAAAAUGUUUCUUGGAGUACUGGGAUUAAAAAAGCCUGUCACAUUUAUUUAGUGAGAAAAAUGAUGGAAAGUUUGUGAAUCAGAUAACCAGAAUUGUUUGCUUAGCACCAUCUUGCUUCCUUUACAGAAGAAUACCAAAUGCACUGAAGUGGCACAUCUGACUUCCACUCAAAUAUGAAAUAGGAUUUUACUGAAAAAUGUAUUGGCUUCUCCCUACAGCUAGGGAUAAGAAUCCAUAUUCUGCCAAUAUUUAUUACUCUCCAAACAGCUGAUACAUGGUUUAAUGCACUACCCUUUCAUUGCCGAAAACCUGCUCUUAGAAUAUUUUUUUCAGGUUGUGCAGAGGAUAAAUUUAUAGGUUUUUUUCCACAUUCUGUAAUGGAUAGUGGGAUAUGUCUCAGAAAUGCCUCUCUGCCCUUUCCCUCGAUCCCCACGUGUGCUGUGAUUUGUAACAUCUGGCAAUAUCAGCCUGAGUUGGAAGUAACUGAAUAUUGCAGUCAAAACAGACACCAUGAAAGAAUUGCUGACUGAGGAGAUGCACACAGCACUGCUUUCCCUGGAGUCAGUGUUCACUCCAUGCAGGGCCCUUAAUUCUCAUGGGGGAGGGUGAAAACAAAAUCCAGUUCUAAAUGAUACGCAUUAUCAGGAACUGUAAGUUUUGCUGAACUUUGAUUACCCCCCUGAAAAGAUGUUCUCUAUAGCUUUAGACUUUUCUGAUAGCACUGGGUAUUAUCAGUAAACAGUUGAGUAUUUGGUUUGUGCUGAUGCAUCCUCUCUCUCUCUCUCUCUCUCUCUCUCUCUCUCUCUCUCUCUCUCUUUUUUUUUUUUUUUUUUUUUUUUUUUUGAUUGUUUUCACCUCGAGUGCUGAUGACAUGACAGGACUUUGCUGUUCCUGUUCAUCUCAUGUUUGCAUAGGAGAGAGGAGUGAUGGGGCGCUUUGCUCUUUUUCUAUCUGGUUUCAUUUCACAGAUCCUUUUCCCAGACUGUUGGCUUGCCUAGAGAGAGCAAGCUUUUUUCUCUCAUCUCAUCCCCUGCCCCCAGUCUGGAAUCGGUUUGCCACCCUUCUAGUGCAGUCCCCCUGAGAAGGGGCUUCUCCCGUCUGCCAGCUGGUAAAUGCACCACUAUUCUGUUUUAUCCCCCUGGGUGAUACCUUCUUUUAGGGAACACAAACAUUUGGCAGUAUCUAAUAUAAAACAUUCCCCUUGGUUUAUAUGAAAAAUAACAAAGCAAUUUAAAGAUAUAUUUUUGUGUUAUUUGGGUGAAGCAUAAUAUAUUAAUGGGCUGUACAAAGAAGAUUUAUAUUUUAAAACCUUCACACAAAUUUAAUGUCAUUUUAAAUGUCAUUGUUGGAAAUAUAAUAUAAAAAUAAAAUUUUGUUUGUCUUUAUUUGCAUUUUUAAGUGGCCCCAUGACAAUUCAAAUGUGUCAUAGAAUAAUCAUUAACAAGAUAAAGUAUAUUUUAGAUUAACGGUGGAAGUGAAUUCUUUUUAUAUGAGUCAACCCAACAUAAAUAUUAAAAAAGAUGGUAUUUGUUCCAUCCAUUAAAUGUCUCUUAAAAGUCUUAAUUGAUUAUUUUUCUGGAAACAACAUGUAUAUAGUUAGGAAAUAUAUACACUAUAGAAUAAUAGAUGGUCCCCAGAGUAAAUACAUGGCAAUAAUUUACUUGAAGGUCUCCGCAGAAAAAGCAGCAUGAAUGGGUGUGAAAUAGUGUGGUUGGAAAAUUUUUCAGCAAAACAAAAUUCAGCUGAAAAGUAGGGAACAUUGUCUAACUAACCCUCGCAAAAUAAUACUGGAGUCCUAGGAGUGUACUUACCCAUGUAUUUAUUCUAUGGUAGUCUAUUAUUGUAAUAUAUACUUUUGAACAUUUAGUUUUUAAAGCUUUAUAAAACAUUUAAGUUUAAAUGUUAAUUGCCGAACAGUUUUAUCAGUUAACAGUUUAGCUUUCCUUGUAGGUGAUAUUAAUAGAAAAGAAAAGGGUAUUACCAUUCUCACAGACGUCGGUAAAGUAUAACAAAUUUACACAAAAGUUUAAUAUCAGGACGUGCUGUUCAUAGAAGAAUUUUACCUGUUGAAGACCUGGCAAUCUCAAGCAGUGUGUAACAUACUACAAUAAGGUCCUUGAGAGGUAGACAUGCUAAUACAGUGCUCUUCAGUGAGCCACUGAGGGGGGCAACUCUCCUCUGUUAAAUUCUCCAGUAUUGCUAAUGCUACUCCUCCCUAGGAAAGAGACUUCUCUCUAAAUCAGCCCCAUCCACAGUUUUAAACCUGAGGCUUUUUCUUUUUUUUUUUUUUUUUUUUUUUUUUUUUUUUUGUUAUUAUUAUUUUGUAGCCCAGGUGAGCAGGAAGGAGUCACCAUCAUUUUCCCUGGGGAGUUUUCCUUCUCAGUUGUCCCAUGGGAAAAGGGAGGUGUAGGAGCUGGAUUUGCUGCACCAGCAGAAGGACCGGUUGGGCUGGCCACAUUGUCCCAAGCAACCCAAAGAGCCUGGAUUCUCACAGUCACUGUAGGUUGAGUGACAAGCCAAGGUCAUCUGUGCAGACUGCUCAGCAACUCCCAUCUCCUUGGUUCAGUAGACAUUUACUCCUAAGAGAUAAUGCAUUUCAGCUGUCCCCAGUAUGCUUCCUCUGACUGGGAGUGGAGGCUUCAGAGAUGAUGCAGUCUGCAAACAGGAGGUUGAAGUUUCAGCUGGACCGUUAGACUCUAGACUUGAACAGAAACAGUGUGAUAUCUGACUUAGCAGCAAUAUAGCUGUGUGGGCAAGAGGUGCAGGACUGUUAGGGGCUGUUGUGCGACGUCACCAUCAAGCGAGUUGGGAGGAGAUCACAUUGCAGUUGUAAUGGGGAGAGACUGCUGGGGGAAAGCUGCAUCCUCCUCAGGGCACAGUGAAAAAUUCAGUUAGGGAUGUGUCUACACCACCUUUGAAGAUGCAGUUGCUGCCCUUUGGGAUUUACACCUGAGCUAGCUUUAAUCUUGCUAGCAGAAUAGUUGCAGCAGCAGUUGUGUGGAGUGCCCAAUGCCUUGCUCCAGUUUGCAUCUAUACAGUUGCUUACGCUGCCCUAACUACCUGUUGGUGUAGCGCCUGAGACAGGUAGAUUUGAGGGUUGACUUGCAAUUGCCACGCAGACAUACCUUUCUUUUCCAGAGCGUAAGGAACUGAGAUAGCCCAGGCAAUUUCUAGCAUCUCCUCUGCCAAAAUUUGAGGAAAUAAGAGGGAAGUAACACAUGACCACAGAAUCAAAGCUGUUUUGCCAGAAGGCUUCUCUACUGAUACAGUCUAACCGAUCAGCACAGUUUGAGGAGCUGAUAAACAUUACAAGGUCAAAAGGGAAUUCAGCUGUAACUUUCACUUUUUUUAGCCAUUUCUUCUUAGUAAUGUUUUUAAAUUUUUAAUUUACAAAUGUUUUUAAAAGAAAGAAAUGAAUGGUUUAAAUUUUCCCUGUUAAAUGUUGGUGAAAGUAUUACAGCUCUCAUUGACGUCAGUGACAUGAUAUUACCAGUUUGUUCUCUGCCACAUCUUACAGAGGAGUAAACUGGUAAGUAUAUAUUAUAUAUAUUUAUAUAUAAUGUAAAUAUAUUGACUUGUUACACCUAUUAUAUGUUGAAACUGGUUUUUAAAAGGUGAUGUAAAUAGUGGUUUCCUUAACGAAAAAUACAUAUUUUGUAUUGUUCUAAUGCAAAGGAAAAAACCUUUUAAUCUUUUUUGUUAUGUAUAUUCCAUGUAUAAGUGUAAAUAUGAUCACAUAGGUUUAAAAACUUUUGCAUGUAUGUAUACAGUUGCAAGUCUGGAAGAAUGUAUAGAAAAAUACUUUUAUUUAAAGUUGUGAUUACCUGCUGCAUGAAAAAUGCAUGGGGGACCCUGUGCAUCUGUGCGUUGGCAAAAAUGUCUUAACAAGUCAGGUCAGUUCAAAACACAACAGUAUUCCACUUCUGGACAUGACUUCUGCUGUGGUAUUUUAGCUUUGUGAAAGAAUGUGCUUAAAAUCAAAAGGGUCUGGGAAAAAGCUCAAAACUACUCUUAAAACACAAGAAUUCAUACAACUAUAAUCAGUCAUAUAAGUUCAGGACUCCGCUUUACAUAAUUGAAAUACUGUAUCAGGACUAUUCCAUCAUUGUAAAACAAAGGAAUAUUGAUUUUCAUUGCCAUACAUAAGAAUUUGGGGAUUUACCACAACCAAUUUUAUUGUGAUAUGUUUUCAGUAAUUAAUCUAAUUGGUCUCAUUUUUUUAUUAGAAAUUAAUUUCCUCAUGUGAUGUCACAAAACUGUACAUACUGCAGUGUGAAGUUUUUUUAAAUCUUUCAGUGUUUACUUCCUGCAGAAGAUUUGAAUAAAUGAGAAAAAUGCAUUGUC
Dromaius novaehollandiae (emu) is the source of this 9748-nucleotide messenger RNA. RefSeq names its product nuclear receptor interacting protein 1 (gene NRIP1). The transcript has 4 exons. NCBI's taxonomy places the organism in Eukaryota, Metazoa, Chordata, Aves, Casuariiformes, Dromaiidae. Gene Ontology annotation, molecular function: transcription coactivator activity; signaling receptor binding; nuclear glucocorticoid receptor binding. Gene Ontology annotation, biological process: circadian regulation of gene expression; positive regulation of transcription by RNA polymerase II; cellular response to estradiol stimulus. The coding region runs from base 1067 to 4558 and encodes 1163 amino acids. The record is from RefSeq and is a predicted model, not a curated record. Gene Ontology annotation, cellular component: nucleus.